This is a messenger RNA of Ipomoea nil (Japanese morning glory), 351 nucleotides long. Its product is annotated as MADS-box transcription factor 15-like. NCBI's taxonomy places the organism in Eukaryota, Viridiplantae, Streptophyta, Magnoliopsida, Solanales, Convolvulaceae. The record is from RefSeq and is a predicted model, not a curated record. The coding region runs from base 1 to 351 and encodes 116 amino acids. Gene Ontology annotation, molecular function: DNA-binding transcription factor activity, RNA polymerase II-specific; RNA polymerase II cis-regulatory region sequence-specific DNA binding; protein dimerization activity. Gene Ontology annotation, biological process: regulation of transcription by RNA polymerase II. The transcript is spliced from 2 exons.
AUGGGGCUCUCCUCAGCUAACAAAGGGAGGGCUCGAAAUGUGUGUUUCACGAAGCGCCGCAAGAGGUUGUUCAAGAAAGCGGCGGAACUAGGUGUCCUCUUCCCCGAAGUUCGAAUCGCUGCUGUUGUGUUCUCUCCUGCAGGAAACCUGUACGUUUUUUGUGAUGUUUCGGAAAUGGAGAAGCUCUUAGCCAUGGAUGAACCAAGUGCACUGUUAACUGAAGAAACAGAAAAUGGAGAAGAAGAAAACGCUCAUUCCUCUCCGGUCGUGGAAAUUACUCUGCAGGAAAUUACUGGGGACUUUGAUGGAUUGGAUGAGGAAGGAUUCAUCAAUCAAUUUCUAAAUUUUUGA